UGACUGUGAGUGUAUUCAUGGACCAUACCACUCUGAGGGCGAGAGGGGGGUAGCACUUGGGUCUGAUAGUAGCGCUGACAGGUUAUGUUGGUGCACUGCACUCAGAUGUAUUUACAAUGCGGACAAAUUAACAUUUCAAAUGACAUUGAAAUGUAUUCAGUAGUUGCAUCCUGAAUUCAUGCAAAGGAUGACGAUGUAGUGAGGCAAAUUCAACCAUGCCACUAUAGGCUUUGCUUUACCUUUUAAAGAGUGAAGAAGGGAAGUUUUUUACUCUUCUUGUAAAUACAAGGUUAAUUAAAAUCUCUUUCCGACUAUGAUAUUAUUUAUUUUGUACACUAAAGUCUGACACUGUUUGACCAUUGACAGUGUUAAUUUUGAAGGCAAGUUUGAAAAAAUAACUGAAUCAUUAAGAGUUUGUGAAGAACCUUUUUUCACCAAAGAAUUUCGCUAUUUCUCCCCUUAUUUUACGCAUGUUAAACCCUCAUGGGCUCAGCAUACCAGCCAUUCUAAGCCGCAUAAUGAAAUAACUCCAUGGUAGAGUGAGUUCACUCAAUUUAAACAGCCUUGGGUUACAAAUUUAGAAACUGUCAAUUGGACGACCUUGGACUCUACAUUACAAUACAAGAAAAGUGGAACGGUACAAUAGGUAGAUGUACCAGUAUCCCAUGGCACACAUGGUGUAUCCGGCAUGCUGCUGGUUUAGUUGACUUAAAUGCAGUCAUGCAUUUUUAAUAUGGAUCAUGCUCCAAUACAGCUGAACCGCAUCUCUCACCACCAGGCUUAUUACAUCUCUGUCCUUACUCUAUGUUACAAUGAUGUACUUUCAGAGCAUGGGGGUGGGUCAUACUAUACUCAAUGUACAAAUUUCCCUCUUCCCUUUUAUCCUAUUCGGCUAGUUUGAGUUUCUUAAAGACGGCUUUGCAAUUUCUCCCACCAUCUUGUCCUUGUAAACAGCGAGGCUAUUUAGAAGACCCUUGAACUGAAGUCAUUGUCCCCUCUAAUCCAUUGAGCUAAACCAUUGUGAAGAAUUCAGAAUGGAAUAGUCCAUAAUGGUAUGGCCCUACUGAUGAACGAGCUAGAGAUGAUGUCAUCGCUGGGAAACCUCCAGCGUGGAACUGUCUCUCUUCUGUCUUGAUUGCUUUUUUUCACCGGCAUGUGUGUGUGUGGGCGAUUUUCUGGUUGACUGUGAAUGCUUACGUGUAUGAAUAGAGAAAGGUGUAUUUGAAUUGAGGUGUAUGCGGUUUAGUUCAACGGUUCUGUCGGUUUCGAGUUGGAUUUGUUACUUUCGAGUUUCGAGUUGGAUUUGUUACUUUUGAGUCUCACACUGGAUCUUUCCUUGGAUUUAAGAAACAGUUGAAUUACAACGAGAGAAUUUAAUAACAGCCAAAGCCCAGUGUAGUUGUUAACAUCCACGAUGUCAACACGCACACCCGUAAAACUUUCGAGACAGUCCUCUAAGCCUAAGACAAAGCAGGUGACGGGGAUGUCAUCGCCCCUCUGUAGAAAGAAGCGUUCGUCGCCCAGGUCAGAUGAGAAGGUGGCUCGACCCAGGAGACGUCUGGCAGUCGGGACGGAUAAGCGACGAGACGGGGGGAAAAGACACCAGAAGGAUGGAUACGAUGAGAUUGCUGCUGUGGCUGAGUGUGAGGAUUUCCAUGCAGAUCUAAACAGGCUGAUCAACUGGUUAUCCACCUCCAUCAACCAAUCAGAGCACUGCAAAGCCCCCUCUAUUGACACACUCAGUAUAAGAGUUCAACUGGAAAAAUACCUGGCCUUUGCAAUGGAGAUACAGACACACCAGCACCAGAAGGACAGUGUGAUUCUACGAGGGCAAGACUUCAUCCAUCAGUACCCCCAACUUCAGCCCAGUCUGGAGGCUACACUCCACUUGAUUGCAGCCCAGUACCGGCUCCUUGAGGAGAGGCUAGACACCCAGUUUAGACAGUUGGAGGGAGCACUCUCCGUCCUGGAGACCAACACAAGAUCAGAGUUGCAGAGCUUCAAAUCCUUUGAUUCUGAGCUUAUGAUGGACUCCAUUGAGCAGAUGUCAUUCAGACUGGAGAACAGCAAGAGACGAAACUCCUCCAUGGAGAUUCAUGUGAACGCCUUGAAUAAACAGGUGGACACCUUUAACACAUCCAGCAAGCUGUCUUCGACUGGGGGCAGUGACACCUCUUGUAGCUCCUCCCCUGACUUUGAUGUCCUGUAUGAGGAGCUCUCUGAUUGGCUGAGUGACCUACACAUGGCUGUGACUGACAGCCAGCAAUGCCAAUCAGAUCAGAGGAUGGCCCAGGUGUGCAAGGGAUACACACAAGAACUCCAAAUGCGAGAGGUGACCCGAUCCAAGCUGAACAAGAAAGCCAACCACCUCCUCACGCGUCGUCCAUCCACCUGCUUGGACGUGACUGCCAAGUUACAGUCAAUCAAUCAGCAAUGGACUAACCUGCAGGCACGCCUCACACCUAGUGCCGAGGCCUGCUCUCCAGGCACUGUGGCAUUCACAAGCUCUGAGGAGGCCAUGACCGUGACCUUGGAGGUUGAAGAAGUCAUAGUUCAGCUGAAGGGAUGGCUGACGGAGAUGGAGAGGAACUUGUUUGCUACAGAGAGCAUCAAAUGUCCGGGAAGCAUUCAACAAAUUGAAAAAAGACUUGCAGCUCAUGAGGAAAUUCAAGCAGACAUUGCCAAGAACUCUGAGGGGAUCCGUGUGGUGUUGAACCUAUGCGACAUCCUACAGAGAGACAAGCACGCCUGCGCCAGUGAUAAGGAGAGGGACUCUCUGCAGCUGGCUGCUUUUAACUUGGAGCGACGCUGCCAGGCUAUCCAAGCUCAGGCCAUGGCACUGCAGUGUAACCUGGAGGAGAAAGUUAGAACAUUCAAGGAUUACAGUACAAUUGCUGCUCAGAAAGACGAUCAGGAACCUUCCUCUUGUGAAGAGGCAGUCGCAGAUGAUGAAAGUAUCGUCCAGACGAGUUUGAAAAAACCCAUUCUGCGCGCAUACCAGCCCUCUGGAGCUAAAGAUGAUUCUGACAUAUUUGGGCUCGGUCAGAGUAUCAACUAUGAUGAUAUCCUUUUGGUCCGUGAGGCUUUCUCUGAGAAUGAUGCCUACAGUAUAAGUGACACCUCCACGGUGUCUCUUGGAGAUUUUGCAUUUGAUGAUGUGCUGUUGAUGAAGGAAGAAGAGGUGGUGCCGUCGGUGCCAACCCAAACCCCAGACAUCAUGGAGCUGAGUGAUGAGAUGAUUGAUGCCUACCUGAGAAUGGAAGAAGACCAACUGAGGCAGGAGGACGAAAUUGAUUGUGACAUCCUGCCGGAGGUUGCCGAUAUUCGUGGGCGGAGCAACUCUGAACUGGAGUUCUGGUCCAUGUCUCUCCGGGAUGAUAAUGUGAUGACGACUUCAGUGGAGUUACCUCACGUCAUGCCGUCACUGGAGGAUCUGGAUCGUGUUCCGGUGCUCCUUCAAAACGGCAUCUCGAAGCCAUCUCCAAGUUUCACUCUUGAGGAGCCUCUGCAUUCCCCAACAAACUACCGUCCCAUUACUCUUGGGAAGUACAGCUUGAGAACAGUGGACCAUAUGUCCUCUGUUGUCGAAGAUGCCCUGGAAAGUCUUUGCUCUGAUGAAGAUGAUGAAUUUGAAGAAGAUUUUGAUGAUAUAUUUGAUGAAGAUUUUGACGAUGAAUUUGAUGGAGAUGACGAAGAUGAAGAUGUAGAUGUAACUCUCACAGAGGAGAGGUGUCAGAGUAAAAUAACGCCAGAUGAAGAAGUAGAAGAUGUGGAAGAAGCCUUUGGUCAUCUUGUUUUUGAUAUCGAAGACCUGGAAGAAUCCUUAGUUGACCCAUCCCAAGACCUCAAGCCAGCUAAACCUCUCAGCCGAUCCCUUCCAGUAACCUACCGUUCGACGGUUCUCAGAGAUGUUCAAACUCAUGAUUACCCAGCCUCCUUUCCCAGCCAACCCGUCUCCAAUACAUGGUCUCAUCCAAGUGUUACCAUUGCAAAGACACCCCAUCAGAAAAAAGGUUUCUUUCCCUCCCAUGCCAAUUGUUUCUUGCCCAAUGCUUUUGAUGAUGUCCACACCAGUAGUCCGGUGAAGGACAGACCAGUGAAGUCCACCCCGUCCUCCAAGUUUCACAAGCUUCGUCGUCGUCUGAGUCAGGUAUCGAAUACGCCGAUAGAAGAGGAGACAACUAGACGGAGUGAGCCAUUGCCUCAAGUCCCCCAAGACAACUUACUGAACAUCACAGACCUGAGCCUGUCCCACAUGUACGAGUCUCUAGACUUUGCAACAGAGUUGACAAAUUCCCUUAUGCCCGGGGCCCAUCACUCAAGAGAUGACGUAGACAGUCCCCUUGAUUUCCCCCUCCUCGACAGAAUGGAUGAUUCCGACUGUGAGUCUUUCAGCGAGAGUGAGGAUGAGGGAAGUGAAAGGGAAGACCCUGUCCAGACUUGGAUCAACAACAACAUGCCGACCCCUCCCCAAAUCAGUCCCCUGGAAAUGCCAUGUGAGUUGACCUUCACCCCUUCCUACAACCUGGAUGCUAGCAUUCAAGAAAUACCCACCCAUGACCUCCCCAGCUUGCCGGUCUGUAAUCACACUGAGGUGCAUAUCCAGCAGGAUGUUUCAGACGCACUCUUCACUCCGGGUUGUGCCCCUGAGCUUGGAAUAUCCCAGGCACAGGAAAUGGCUGGUUUCCUGGAGUCGGUCUCUACAGAAAGGGAAGUUGAUCUGGGUCUGUGCGCAGACUCGGCUCAAGUGGAAAUAGCUGAUGAGGAAGUGACCACGGAGCCAGACCAACAGGAAACAGUGACUAACCAACAUACUGCAGUACAUGAAUGCUGUAGUGUAUCACAAUUGCCUGAUGAUAGCGUCAGUAAUGGUGGUUUCAACAGCAGAGUAAAGAAUUCUCGUGACUUGAACAUAAUAAAGGAACGACUAAGGAAAGAGAUCAUGGAGCAGUCCAACAAGAAGCAGGCGUACUUCACCUACGUCUCUCAGCUUGCAGAGGCUUGUACCGAUGACGCAGAGCUGGGUCAGAUCCUUGGGGAGUUCAAUCGUCAGAAGUGUUAUUUGUGGUCUAUCGGGGGUUCCCUGGAACAACCAAAACAGGCCAUAGAUAAUACUCACGAUAACUUAAGCACAAUGGAUGAUAGCUGGAUGGAACUGAUGUCCCAGUGUAGCGACGAUACAGACAAACUUCUUGAAGCCUCAAGUUCUCUGAUUGAGGAGCUGGAAAGGAGCUCUCGUAUGCAGGUAAAACCCUUACCAGAGGAUGAGAUAGGAAGCUGGCGUGAUGUCAUCAUAUUGUGGCUGAACGAACAAGGUGUCACCUCAGUGGCACCAAGCCAUGAUGUUACAGAUCACAGUGACGCUGGUGUCACCGAUUGUGAUUCAAGGAUGGUAAAGGAAGCCCCAGUAGAAGGAGAACUUGGCAGCAUUUUGGAUUUGGAGAACAAACCAGCAUCGUCAGACUUGGAGAAUACCACAGACAAUGGCGUUGCUCUUGAUUGCAGUCUUCAAGAUGUGGAUGGAAUCGAUGCCAUUGGGAUCUCAUCACCUUGGUCCCCAUCCUCUGAGAUGGUUGACAGCGGGAACUUCUCUGCUGAUGGAAUUUUGGAUGAAGAAAGUUUGGCACAUGAGAAAACCCUGAGCCCUUUAACCUCUUCCCCAGAGGUCAUCUCAUCUACCAACUAUCAUACGACCCUGAGCAAACACAUCGUUACCCUAGAGUCUCCCAUCCUCCUUAAAGACACCAUGGAUGUUGCAACAGGACAAUACCCCACUCCUGCCACUACCUGGUCUCGUGUCCUCUGCAUUGGCAUACCCAUCUGCAUCUUCCUCUUCCUCUGCGUACUCUUUGUCAUCCUGCUCCCAGCUGUUGUUACCUCGGCAACCGGAGAUUGCUCCUACUCACUGAUCGACAACAUCUUGUUGAACAGCCCCAGCUGGGAACCGAUUUUAUAUUACGUCAGAGGGCCUCCUCCUCAGUAAGUGGUGAAAUAUUUGUUUCAUGAUAUAGUACUUUUAGGGAGUUUGAGAAAGCCUGGCUCUGGCUUUGCUCUGGCUUGGCUCUGGCUUGGCUCCGGCUUGGCUCCGGCUUGGCUCCGGCUUGGCUCUCGGCUCGGCAUACUGUGUUUGAUGGAUUCAAAGCCAAAGCCAAACAAGAUUGUGGCUUUCGAGGAACAAAUGUUCGUUCAAAUGUUAAUUGUCAAACAAUAAACUUGUAUUCAUAUUCAUUGGUAUUGGUUUCUACCAAGGUUGGUUGUAAUUGAGAACUCCAUGUUUGGAGUUCAUUUGUAUAUAUGUUGGUGAUUUAUUUGUAUAUGUGGUCCACUUUUAAUUCAAUACUCAUUAUGAAUGAUUGACCUCGUAGUUCAGAGUUCGGUUAGUUAUACAAAAAAUUAAUCCUCCUUUACAUUUUGAAUUCAGUAGCUUGUAGAGGAAUCUUCUGGUGAAGCAUGCACCAGUAUUUCUUGUUUACACAAAAUAAAAUAGACUAUGUAUAAUUUAAAUUUGAAUCAAUUUACAUUUCAAAUUUAAUUUUUCAGAAUUCACUUCUUAUAUAACCAUAAACUUAAAUCUAAAAGCACGUAAUAUACUGUAAAAGUAUUGCUUAAAAUUGUCCCAGACUCACUUCUUACUGGUUUUGGAUUGGAGUCCGACCCACCAUGUUCGCUUUUAUGUUAGAUUCAUGCAAAUGCAAAGACAACAAAAAGUUGUAGCAAGGUUACAUGUUCCUCUGAUCAGUCAUCCAGACUCAAAAUUUGUCAUUAUGUACAGAAAAUUUCCUUUAAAAUAGAACUUUCUUCCAUCUUUAUCACUGUUGUUUGACCUUUCUUUGUUUGCUUCCUUUUUUUGUCUCGUCACUAUUUGUGUUGUCCCUAAUUCUUGUUGUAUACCAUUCUUACCCAACCUCCUCUCCCUUCCUAUCCCCACGCCCUCCUGUCUUGUGUACCUAUCCUCUAGAGGCGAUUCUCUGCCCAUCUUUCCCCCCUCUUCAUUUUAUUACCAAUCAUCUCAUCUUCAUACCAUCUUCCUUAUUGUACUUCAUCUAUCGGUCUUAUUUCUGUUUAGGCCUGUACUAGUGCAUCUUAGUCGUAACACCCAUCAUUCUCAAUCACUUAGGUAUCUCUUACCUUAACACAUUACCUUAACACAUUUCUAACCCAUUCCCUCCUGUCCUAUUGUCUUACAUUAACCCAUUACUUACCCAUUUCCAUCUAUCCCAUUCUUUGCCUGCAAAUCUAUGUCCCCUCUUUGCCCUCAACUAAACCAUUGCCUAGUUUUCCAUCUCCCUCCCAAACUAACCACUCCUCAUUUUUAAUCUCCCGUCUCCUCCCAACCCCACCCUGCAUUUUUUCCUCCUUAUUUUCUACAUCACCAUCUCUAUAAUAAUAACAAUUCUUAUAUAGUGCAUUUCACAAUAACUGUAUUAAUGUGCUUUACAUU
Messenger RNA from Asterias rubens (European starfish), 7441 nucleotides. RefSeq lists its product as uncharacterized. Gene Ontology annotation, molecular function: actin filament binding. The transcript is spliced from 10 exons. Lineage: Eukaryota; Metazoa; Echinodermata; Asteroidea; Forcipulatida; Asteriidae. The coding region runs from base 1415 to 5983 and encodes 1522 amino acids. Gene Ontology annotation, cellular component: meiotic nuclear membrane microtubule tethering complex; nuclear outer membrane; cytoplasm. The record is from RefSeq and is a predicted model, not a curated record. Gene Ontology annotation, biological process: nuclear migration.